AUGCCCAUUGCUAUCAUCGGGAUGGGAGGUCGAUUCCCCGGCGAUGCUUCCAGCCCCGAGAAGCUUUGGGAACUGGUCUCUCAGGGCCGGAGUGCUCUGAGUGAAGUCCCCAAAGACCGAUUCAACGCCGACGCCUUCUACCACCCUCAUCAUGAGAGACAAGGAACGCUAAACGUAAGGAAGGCGCACUUCAUGGAGAGCGAUAUCUCGGAUUUCGAUGCCCCUUUCUUCUCAAUCACCCCAGCCGAAGCCAAGGCCAUGGAUCCGCAGCAGCGGAUGGCGCUGGAGUGUACCUACGAAGCGUUUGAAAAUGGGGGUCAACGUCUCGAGGACAUCGUGGGGUCCAAGACCUCUUGCUACAUCGGUUGCUUUACGCGUGAUUAUAGUGACAUGCUUGCCUGCGAUCGGGAGAACCUCCCGCUAUACCACGGUACUGGUACAGGCUCAGCCAUCAUGUCCAAUCGGAUUUCUUGGUACUUUGACCUCAAAGGACCAAGUGUUAGCCUCGAUACUGCCUGUUCUUCUUCUCUCGUUGCAUUGCAUUUGGGAUGCCAGAGCCUUAGGACUGGAGAGUCAGAGAUGUCCGUCGUCGGUGGAACCAACCUCAUACUGCUUCCGGAUAUCAUUCCCGACGGCAAAUGCCAAUCUUUUGACCACAAGGCGAACGGCUAUUCCCGUGGCGAGGGCGCUGCCGUUGUCAUCCUUAAGCCAUUGCAUCUGGCACUGAGAGACAAUGAUGUGGUCCGCGCUGUAAUCCGCGGGACUGCGGUCAACCAGGAUGGUAACACUCCUGGAAUCACGCUCCCAUCAGCGACUGCCCAGGAGAGCUUAAUUCGGGAAACCUAUCGGAUGGCUGGUCUUGGCUUCGCUGACACGGCUUAUGUCGAGGCCCAUGGCACUGGCACUCCUGCGGGUGACCCCGUCGAAGCACAGGCGCUGGCAGCUACGUUUGGGAUGUCACGAUCCCCAGAUGAUCCUGUGUAUAUCGGCUCAAUCAAAACAAACAUUGGGCACUUGGAGGGUGGUUCUGGUCUUGCUCAAGUGGUGAAAGCUGUAUUUGCCCUGGAAAAUGGCGAGAUACCACCUAGUUUGUGGUUCGAGAAACAAAAUGAUCGGAUCCGACUUCUCGAGUCCCACCUCGCCAUUCCCACCACGCUCACCCCAUGGCCUAGGCCAGGGAUGAGACGGCUCAGUAUCAAUUCAUUCGGCUAUGGUGGUACAAAUGCUCACUGCAUUCUGGAUGACGCUUAUCACUAUCUAAAAGCCAGAAGACUAACUGGCAAUCAUAACACCAUGAAGGGCUUCCAAGAUCAGUCCCCCGUGUCUUCCGCCGAUUCUGCAGUUGGCUUGACCCCUCCGGCUUCUGAUAUCAUCUCACUCCUCCCAAUGCAGCUUGAAGAUCUGCGGAUGGCUGACUAUCUCUCCGGUGGGAAAAUCAAACAGCCGAUGUUGUUCAUUUGGACCUCUCAUGAACAGCUCGGGAUUGGAAGAACAGCCAAGAUGUACUCCGACUAUUUGUCUUUCAAGUCUGCGGAGCUCAGCGACAGCGACCAGCAGCAGCUUCUGGACAGAUUCGCCUACACUCUUGCAGCCAGACGCAGCAUUUUGCCAUGGAAAGGCUUUGCAGUUGCCUCAACCCCAGCAGAGCUGGCCAAGGAACUUGUUGAAAGAAAACGAAAGCCCCUCAGAUCCAGCACCCAGCCAAAGUUGGCCUUUGUAUUUACCGGGCAAGGAGCUCAAUGGUUUGGAAUGGGUCGUGAACUGCUUAUCCAUCAAGUGUUCCGGGAGAGUUUGGAGGAUGCCGGAGCGUAUCUCGUGUCGAUUGGUUGCACUUGGUCACUAGUCUCCGAGCUUCUGCGGGACGAGUCUUCUUCCAGGAUAGAUUCACCUGUUCUAAGCCAACCUAUCUGUACUGCUAUUCAGGUGGCCCUGGUGGACCUUACGCGACAUUGGAACGUAAAGCCGUGCGCUGUUGUUGGUCAUUCGAGUGGUGAAAUUGCAGCCGCGUAUGCUAAAGGCGCCAUUAGUAGGGAGGAUGCAUGGCUCAUCUCCUACCACAGAGGACGAUUGUCGGGAAGCAUGCGUGGUAUUGCACCAGAUCUGAAUGGCAGUAUGCUGGCUGUCGGCCUCGGUCUGGCAGGCGUUGAGAAAUAUCUGCAAGCAACGAAAGACAGUAGCGUUGUUGUGGCCUGUAUUAACAGCCCAGACAACGUGACUUUAUCUGGUAAUACUUCGGCAAUCCAAGAGCUGGAAUCACUGAUACAAAAUAAUGGCCACUUCGCCCGAAGACUCAAAGUGGAGACUGCAUAUCAUUCACCACAUAUGCAAGUCAUUGCCAAACAGUACCUUGACAGCCUGAGUAGCAUCGUUCCUCAAAAAGAGGACAGCUCCAUUAAAAUGUUCUCCAGUGUCACGGGUGGGCUUAUCAGCAACGGCGAUUUGAUAUCUUCUUACUGGGUUGCAAAUCUAUUGAACCCGGUUAAUUUCUUGGGAGCUGUGCAGAGUCUCUGCAACUACUCGCCAAACAGCAAAUCCAGGCGAUUAGCGAAACCAUUUGCUGAUAUUUUCUUGGAGAUCGGUCCUCAUUCCGCGCUACAGGGUCCUAUCAACCAAAUUCUCAAUUCUAAUGCCAAGACAUCCCAGCUGACAUAUAUGUCUCUUCUACGCCGCGGGCAAAAUGCUUCUACUACGAUUUUAGAGGCAGUUGGGGCAUUAUUCACGCAUGGGUAUACGGUGGAUAUUGCCAGGGUCAACAGUCGAAAUAUUGUUCGAAAGCAGCAGACAUACCUGGUUGACGUCCCUUCGUUCUCCUGGAAUCGGCAGCACAAGUAUUGGUUUGAGUCUGCCUCAGGAACGAAUCACCGCUUCCGUCAACAUCCACGAAAAGACCUUUUUGGCAGCUUGACGGUAGAUGGCGUUGACAUUGAUCCACGUUGGAGAAAUAUCAUCCGACUGAGCGAGGCGCCAUGGAUCGAGUUCCACAAGGUGCAGGGGUCCAUUUUGUACCCUGCAGCAGGAAUGAUGGUUGCCGCCAUCGAGGCAGCGAAGCAGAAGGCCGAUCCCAAUAAGGAAAUCGAAGGGUUUGAACUCCGGGAUAUCAUUAUUGGCAAAGUUAUUGUGGUCCCGGCUGAUGAUGUCGGAGUCGAAAUGGUUCUCUCUCUCCAACCGUGGAGGAUUGGCUCAGGAGCUAGGACCUCCGCCUGGCAGGAGUUCACCUUGUAUACCAGGCAUGGAGGCUGGGACAAGAAUUGCUCUGGUCUCCUCCGGAUCAAGUACACUGAAUCAAAGAGUUCAUUGUUUGUUGAUGAGGAGAAAGAAGCUGACCGAGCUGCCAAACAGACGUUCUACCAAACAGUUGAUGAAUGUCAGGAGUCGCAGAACCCCCGUCAAUUCUAUGAGCAUCUUACAACCAUCGGACUUUAUUAUGGAGAUAUAUUUCAAAGCAUGGUUGAAAUCCAACACGGUCAUUACAAGGCAGCCUGUUCCAUUCGAGUUCCUGACACUAGGAGUCGCAUGCCCAUGAAGUUCGAAUAUGAGCAUGUCAUUCACCCAGCCACCUUGGAUAGCAUUAUUCAAAUGGCAUUGCCUGCUACAAGCGGUCUUGGUGAAGAGAUGACAAUGGCAAAGGUACCCACCUCAAUUGGCAGGCUCUACGUAUCAGCGGACGUGCCAUCAGAAGCAGGCUCUUUAUUGCAAGGGUACGCUACCGUGCAACUGCAAGGGUUCGAUGGUGGUGAGGCCACUGUGGCGGUUUCUACGCCGGAAUGGAGGAAGCCGCUCGUAAUUUUCGAUGGAAUCAGGAGUAAAUCACUUUCCGGGGCUACAGAUAGCACGGCAGCGGCCGCGAGUACGAGAAAGCUCACGAGCUAUUUUCACUGGAGAGAAGAUGUAUCCAUGCUUCGGCGCGAAGACAUCACAAAGCUUUGUACGAGACCUGUUAAGGAUCUCGAAGCUACUAGCCCAGAAGUCAUCGCCGAACUUGAGCUGGGUGCAUUUGUCAUCAUCAAACGUGUUCUCACUGUUAUUGACACAGAAGAAGCAAAGAGUCUCACUGGCCACUAUCGCACUUUUUACCAAUAUAUGCAGAGAACCUAUGAGCUCGGUAUGCAGGGCAAAAUCCCGCACCAACAAGCGACACCAACCAUUAACUGGUUGGAAACAAGUCUUGAAUAUGAAAACGAGCCACUUGAACGCGUCUCCAGGAAUACAACAGACGGCGCCGUGAUGUGCCAGCAUGGGAAAUACCUUGUCGAUAUUCUUCGCGGUAAUAUUACCCCGCUCGAGGUUCUUGUGAAAGAUGGCCUGUUGCAUAAUUUCUACUCCAGUGGCGUGGGAUGUCCCCAGAACUACUCCCAACUUUCAUCAUACCUGGGUCUUUUCGCGCACAAGAAUCCUGACAUGAAGAUCCUCGAAAUCGGCGCCGGCACCGGAGGCGCAACACUUCCCGUCCUGGAAGCCCUCGGGGGACAAAAUGGGACCAGUCCUAUGUUCUCCAACUACACCUUUACCGACAUUAGCUCGGGAUUCUUUGAAAAAGCGCAGGUAAAACUGAAGUCCUGGGCUCCGUUCAUGACCUAUGCUCGGCUCAACAUCGAAGAAGAUCCUUUCAGUCAAGGAUUUGUGGAAGGCUAUUACGAUGUCAUUAUUGCGUCCAACGUCUUACAUGCAACCCGUUGCUUGGAGACUACGUUGGGCAACGUUAAGAAGAUGUUGAAGCCCUCUGGAAAAUUGGUCCUCAGCGAAAUCACCAACCCUCUCCUCCGAGCGACAAUGAUCGUGGGGUCGCUUGAAGGUUGGUGGGUCGGAGAGGAGGACGGACGUAAAUGGGGUCCGGUCUUGACAGAAUCCGAGUGGAACAAAUCAUUACUACGUUGUGGAUACACCGGCAUCAAUGUCUGCCUUCCCGACUGGAAAAAUCCGCGUGAUCAUUUCUUAUCAGUUCUUGUCUCAUCAGUUGCUCCCCCAGAAUUAGAAAGUGUACAGACAGAGGCGAUCAUUAUAGGGCCUGAAUCACCCUCGGACGAGCUUCACAGACUGUUGAGCGAGCUUGAAAGAAGCCUGCGCAGCCGUGGGGUAGGGGUAUCUUUUACGACUUUGAAGGACGUUGUCCUGGUGGAAGGUAUCAAGAGCAAAUCAUGCUUGGCCUUGCUGGAAUGUGAUUCCAAACAUCCGCUCUUAGCCGACAUUACCCCAGAGGACUGGAAUGCCUUGAAAACAGUCAUUCUUCAAUCAGCUGAUACUACAUGGGUCAGCAGGGGCGCUACGAAAUCUAGCGAGUUCCCUUUCGCGAACUUGAUGACUGGCAUGGCACGCAGCAUUCGAGCAGAAAACCCCCAGGUUGCGCUCACAACAUUGGAUCUUGAUGCGAGGACACCAAUGGACACAUCUGAAAAUGUUCAAAGUAUGGUCGAGAUUUUCAUCAAAGGUGGAAGUUCUAAGCAUAGCCCGCGUCCGGAUUGGGAGUAUGCCAUCCGCAACGGGCGCACAAUGGUCCAAAGGAUACUUAUGGAGAAAGGCAUGAAUGACCUAAUUGCUACAUAUAAUGUUGCGCCCAAGGCCGAGGAGGCUCCAUUCAAGCAGGAAGGGCGCCCCAUGACUCUCUCCGUUGGGACUCCAGGAAGGCUAGAUACGCUCCAAUUUGUGGAUGACCUAAGUCCGCAGGAACCUCUGAAGGAUUUUGACGUGGAGAUUGAGAUCAAGGGAGUCGGGCUGAAUUUCAAGGAUAUCAUGGUUGCCAUGGGCCAAUUGCAACAACUUGGGCUGGGUAUCGAUGCUAGUGGUACUGUAAGCCGCGUCGGUUCUGGCGUCCAUACGUUCUGUCCCGGAGACAGAGUGAUGACAUGGCGCCCGGGAGCAUUCAGCAAUCUCUUGCGGAGCCCAGUUGAUAUGGUGCAAAAAAUUCCCGAAGGAAUGAACUUUGCCACUGCAGCUUCCUUGCCGGUCGUGUACAGUACCGCAUAUUAUGCACUGUACUAUGCCGCUCGACUGCUCCCGGGGGAAACCGUCCUUAUCCACGGCGCUGCUGGAGGCGUCGGCCAAGCAGCCAUUAUCCUGGCCCAGCAUAUUGGCGCUGAAAUCUUCGCCACGGUAUCUUCUGAAGCCAAGAAAGCUCUCCUAAUAGAAUCAUACCACAUUCCCGACGAUCACAUUUUCAAUAGUCGCGAUAUUUCUUUCGCGCAGGGUAUCAGGCGAAUGACCGGUGGGAAGGGCGUCGAUGUAGUGUUGAACUCCCUUGCGGGCGAGUCGUUGAGGCAAUCAUGGCAUUGCAUCCGUGGCUUUGGAAGGUUCAUCGAAUUGGGGCAGAAAGAUAUCGUUGGGAACACCGGCCUGGAUAUGGCGCCCUUCAUUCGCAAUGUUUCUUUCCACUCCAUCAACAUGCUGGCUGUCCUCGAUAACAAUCUUCCCCUAGCGUCUAAGGUGUUCGUGGAGGUGGUAGACUUGCUUCAGAAGGGCAUCGCUCGUCCAAUCAGACCACUCAUCUCUAUGCCUUUCACCAAAAUUGAGGAAGCUUUCCGCCUCAUGCAAACUGGUCAACACAUUGGCAAGAUUGUUCUAGAACCAGCCGACCUUGAGCUUGUCCCAUGCGUGCCUCCUAAGGUCCCUCCAUAUCGAUUCAAUCCAGACGCUACGUACGUUCUUGCCGGUGGCUCUGGAGGUCUCGGACGGGCACUAGGGCGCUGGAUGGUUGAACUGGGGGCCCGAAACAUAGUCUUUCUAUCUCGGUCAGCUUUGAAGAAGCCCGCUUUACGGGAGACAGUCCAGGCUUUGGAAAGCCAAGGGGCCCGGGUAGCAGCAUACGCAUGCGAUGUCAGUUGCGCGAAUGAGGUCGAAGCUGUGGCCGCGCUAUUACGAAAGGAGUUUCCCCCUGUGAAGGGUGCCAUCCAAGGUGCCAUGGUCCUCAACGAUGCUAUCUAUCAGAACAUGACCCACGAGCAGUUUCUGGGUACCAUUCGACCGAAAGUACACGGAAGUUGGAACCUUCACAAGUACCUACCACAGGAUAUGGACUUCUUUGUGCUUCUGUCUUCUGGCGUUGGUAUAGCUGGAUCCCGUGGCCAGGGAAAUUACUCCGCAGGCAACUCCUUCCAAGAUGCCAUCGCCCACUAUCGGCAACACCACAACCUACACGGCGUUUCGAUCGACGUAGGCAUGGUCCUAGGUGUAGGCUUCCUCGCCGACACCACCGAAGAGCGGGUGCACGACAACACAAAAACGUGGAGUUUUAUCGGGAUCCGCGAAAAGGAGUUUCUCGGAAUCGUUCAAGCUGCCAUCACCGGGGUAAGCGUAAAGAACCAACCAAUUCCACCCCAGCUGGUCACCGGUCUCGGAACCGGUGGAAUGAUGGCCCAGGGCGCAGAGAAGUACCCUUGGUGGUUCAAUGACGCGAAAUUCGCGCAUCUGGUGCAGGUUGACACGCACCAGGUUAUACAAACCAGGAAUGAAGCCUCCGUCCAACUACAGGAGCAGUUAUCGCGGGUUACAGGUAUGGACACCGCGUCAGAGAUCGUUUGUGAGGCACUGGUGGCAAAAUUGGCCAAAUCUAUGAUGAUGCCGGUGGAUGAUAUUGAGCAGACGCGGCCUGUGAGCAGUUAUGGGGUAGAUAGUCUGCUGGCGGUAGAGCUACGGGGGUGGAUUUUCACCGAGUUGCAGGCGGACGUCUCAGUUUUUGAUCUCUUGAGUAAUAUCCCCAUCAGUAUGCUGGCAAGGAGAAUUGUCGCCAAGUCCAAGUGUAUUCCUGAUGGUGUUGUGGAAGUGGAGCCGUGA
Aspergillus vadensis CBS 113365 is the source of this 7764-nucleotide messenger RNA. Its product is annotated as type I polyketide synthase. The record is from RefSeq and is a predicted model, not a curated record. The transcript has 10 exons. The coding region runs from base 1 to 7764 and encodes 2587 amino acids. Gene Ontology annotation, biological process: fatty acid biosynthetic process; secondary metabolite biosynthetic process. Gene Ontology annotation, molecular function: 3-oxoacyl-[acyl-carrier-protein] synthase activity; phosphopantetheine binding; oxidoreductase activity. Lineage: Eukaryota; Fungi; Ascomycota; Eurotiomycetes; Eurotiales; Aspergillaceae.